CCGAGUAUAUAUUCAGAAGCAGAACAGCUUAGGUCUUUCAAUAUUUCCUCAUAAAGUCGCAGCUAUUGUCAAACCUGGAGCUGUUUGACCUGAUGGCGACUGGCGCUGGUGAGUGUCCCAGCAAGGCCGCUCAGUACCGGGUGGACCACCUCCUCAGUGCGGUGGAGAGUGAGCUGCAGGCCGGCAGCGAGAAGGGAGACCCCACCGAGAGGGACCUGAAAGUGUCCCUGGAUGAACGGGAGCUGUGGCAAAAAUUUAAGGACCUCACAAACGAGAUGAUAGUUACAAAGAACGGCAGGCGCAUGUUCCCGGUUCUGAAAGUCAACGUCUCUGGACUGGACCCAAACGCCAUGUAUUCCGUCUUGCUGGACUUUGUGUCGGCGGACAACCACAGGUGGAAGUACGUGAACGGGGAGUGGGUGCCGGGAGGUAAACCGGAGCCCCAGACCCCCAGCUGCGUGUACAUCCACCCAGACUCUCCAAACUUCGGGGCUCACUGGAUGAAGGCUCCGGUCUCCUUCAGCAAAGUCAAACUCACCAACAAGCUCAACGGCGGAGGUCAGAUUAUGUUAAAUUCUUUGCACAAAUACGAGCCACGCAUCCACAUUGUUAGGGUCGGAGGCCCACGCAGGAUGAUCACCAGCCACUCCUUCCCAGAGACGCAGUUCAUCGCAGUAACAGCAUACCAAAAUGAAGAGAUAACAGCUCUAAAAAUAAAGUACAACCCUUUUGCCAAGGCCUUUCUAGAUGCAAAGGAAAGGAAUGAUCACAAAGACAUGAGGGAAGAAGCUAAUGAGAAUCCCCAGUCUGGCUACUCCCAGUUGGGUAGUUGGUUUAUUCACGGCACGGGAACCCUCUGCCCCCCCACCAGUCCACACAGCCAGUUUGGGAGUCCCAUUGCCCUGUCGCCCUCCCACGGCUGUGAGCGUUACUCCAGCCUGAGGAGCCACCGCUCUGCGCCCUACAGCAGCCCGUACGCCCAUCGGACCCACUCCCCCACUGGAUAUUCAGAUAACUCAUCAUCCUGCUUGUCGAUGCUCCCCAGCCACGAUAACUGGUCCAGUCUGCAGAUGCCGACCCACUCCAGCAUGAUGCCCAUGACCCACAACUCCGCCUCUGCAGCCAACUCAAGUCAGUACACCAGCCUGUGGUCUGUGAGUAACUCCCCGCUGACUCCAGUGUCCCAGAACGGGGGGUUAAGCAGCUGCCUCGGCUCCCAGUUCCUCCGAGGAUCGUCCAGUCACUAUCCCAGUCUGCCUCACUCCGCCACAGCGCCCCCCUCUGUCUCUCCCAUGUAUGACGGCAGCUCCGCCACAGAGGUGCAGGACGUUGUCCAGUAUGAAGCUUCACCCCACGGCCGGCUGCCCUCAGCUUGGACCCCCGUCACGCCUCCAUCCCUUUGAUUAGAGGGUCACUUAGGAUUGAUUGAGACCUUCUCUUGAGUAACCUCUUGUUACUUUAAGAAGGAAUAAACUUUUUUAAACAAAGUGUGUGGAGUAUUUCACGGUGUUAUAAGAAGAACCAGCGGAGGUUUGAAUCAGCUUCUAAACAAAUCUCAGUUUAUUACUAAAGAAUAAAAUGUUUUUGUUUUUUUUUAAAUUAGUUGAUCUGUUUGAUCUGCUUAUAUUAAGCAUAACUGCACAAAAUUUAGAGCGGGGAAUCAUAAAGCUCAAAUAAUAUGAAUUAGAAAUUAAGAAUAUUUAUACUGUAAAUGGGAAAUCGUUUUAAGCUCUGUAAAUAAAUGUUUUCUUUGUUUUGUUUUGCUUUGUUUUUUUUUGUUGCCUUGUUAGAAGAUGUGGCUUAAUAAUAGAACACACUUCUUUUGUUUGUUGUUUUUCUUUCUUCUCCUCUUUACAUCAAAAAUAGAUUUGUGUUUAAGAUGACAAAAAUGUCUUUCUGGCUUUCUAAUGUUUGAAUCUGUGGGUCCAUAAUAGGAAGAAUUCAGAUUACAUUUAAUGUCAUUUGUUUAUAAAUUAAUCCCAACCAGGUAUACGUUCCGCUUGUUCCCCACAAAAUGGGGUACUAUAUAUAUAUAUAUAUAUAUAUAUAUAUAUAUAUAUAAUUUGUUAAAACUGUCAUUACAUGUCCUCACAGUAUAACAUGAGACAAAUCAGUGAUAAAAUAUGAAGCUACUAUGCCUGCACAAAUUGCACACCGCUAGGCCGGAGGGGCGGGUCUUAUGCAACGCUCGGCCAAUCCCCCUUUCGCUCAGCUGGUUCUCCACAUCAUUAGCUUGCCAUAAAUGCUAAUGCUAGCUAGCGUGGCUGGCGACGGAUAAACAAUGUUUCCGACAUGGUAAGUUGUUUCUCCGCCGUUUGCUCACUGAACAACUCCUACACCAGCAUAGACAGGACGAGUUUGAAUGGAAGAUAAAUGAAUAACAGAACAAUAAACUUGUCUCUUUGCUCAGAAAAACAAUAACUCACUUUUGGUUAACAAGCCAGCAAACAAAUUGAUUUUAAUAUCUGCCAUCGGUUCCCAGACAUUUCAGAAAAAUAGAAGUAAUUGUUUUAUAAUCAUCGUCACCCUUAUCAUUCCCAACACAAAUAACUUAAAUAUUUUAUAAAUCACACUUUAUUAAGUUAAGGGGUCAUGACUUCCAUGGCUGCACAAAAUAUGUAACAUGGGUAAGAAAUGGCUGGAGGUGGAUUGUUGCUUCUUUUUUUUCACCACUAUGUGUGCAGAGAUGAUAAUGGAAGUAAAAAAAAAAUGUACGAGUGGGCAUUAAGAGCAUAUCUUUAAACCAAUAUGAUUGUCAACAGCAUAAAACUAAAAUACAUCACUUAGCAAUAGACUAACAGCAGAUAAGGUUUAUAGCAUUUUGUUCAUUAAGUGGAGAUCCUGCAGUAAAAGUAAAAAAAUGCUUAUUUGUCAUGUUCUUUAGGGAUUUCUUAAAUAAAUAGCAAAUAGGCACACAAGUCUGGGAAAAGUAUAUAAAGAAGUAAAAACAAAAAACACCAAAAUGCUUAAAUUCACCGUGCAUAAAUUUCCAACAGACAGUGUGGUGGCAUAAAUCAUUAUAUGUGUAAUUUGAAUGUUUAUUACCCUCUUAUCUGAACAAACAAAAUGCUCUACAGUCUGUCUGGCCUGAAUGUAAUUGCUCACUGUUGUUUCCUGUUACAGCUUUUAACCACCAGACAGUCAUUCAGAGAGCAAGAGGGUAUUUUAAUGAUAAUGUUGGAAAAAAAAAGAAGUGUUGAUCAAAAUCCUGAAAAAACAUGAUUGAUGUUGUCACUGUUCAUAUUUUUCUAAGUUUUAUGAAGGAUCAUAAUACAAAACUCUUUUUUUUUUUGUUUUACUGCAGAAUGAAAUCUCACUGAUUUGAUUUGUCCCCACAAUAUCUGAUGUUGGUCAAGAUGUUCCACUGGAAAAUUGGGGAAAUGUUUCUCAAAACUAGUGAGUUUUAAGGACUAUAUGAAUGAGAAAAAUAGUUCUAAUUGAACAAAACAGGUUGGCCAGACAACAUGUUUAAUGUCACAGAUGCUUUUUAGUUGAAUUUGUAGCAAAAUUUGUGUCUAAAGAGCAAUCGGAAGCAAAGUGGUAUUCUGUUGUGCUUGGUUUUGAUCUUUACAUGACCAGAGAGCAGGAAAUCUUGACCCCGUGUGGUAUGAACACUUUACUUACGGGAGGAAAACAUUU
Molecule: messenger RNA, 3639 nt
Organism: Poecilia reticulata (guppy)
Lineage: Eukaryota; Metazoa; Chordata; Actinopteri; Cyprinodontiformes; Poeciliidae
Gene: tbxtb
Product: T-box transcription factor Tb
Biological process (GO): cell fate specification; heart morphogenesis; regulation of transcription by RNA polymerase II
Cellular component (GO): nucleus; chromatin
Molecular function (GO): RNA polymerase II cis-regulatory region sequence-specific DNA binding; DNA-binding transcription factor activity, RNA polymerase II-specific
Source: RefSeq, a predicted model, not a curated record